Aureobasidium subglaciale EXF-2481 is the source of this 1005-nucleotide messenger RNA. RefSeq lists its product as uncharacterized. Gene Ontology annotation, biological process: mRNA processing. Bases 1 to 1005 code for a protein of 334 amino acids. The record is from RefSeq and is a predicted model, not a curated record. Gene Ontology annotation, cellular component: THO complex part of transcription export complex. The transcript is spliced from 2 exons. Lineage: Eukaryota; Fungi; Ascomycota; Dothideomycetes; Dothideales; Saccotheciaceae.
AUGUCCGGCCACCCAUUUGGUCUGCUCGAGCAGUCAGAAGAAGAUGCAUUACACACAGCGCGCCUGCUCAAUGUGGAAGAGCGUCCAUUCGCCCGUGUCUCCAAGCGAUUGCUGGGUAGAGACUCACUUCUAAGAACUACUGCCCAACUACCGACACCGCCGCCCGAUGGCUCCGACGCCGACCAGGAAGCAGAGCGCCAGAAGAAAGAGCAAGAGAGAAGACAAUGGCGCGAGGAUGUCAUGCUCGACUUCGCAAAUCUGGAAAGCACCUUCAUUCGUAUCCAGUUUCUCAAGGACAGUAACGAGAAAGAACGCCAGAGAUACGCCGACGAGAAGACCAAGAUCUUGGAGACUGCACAAGCAGUGCGCGACAACACGGCAGAGCUGCGCAUCCAAUUGGAAGAAGCACAGAAAACCUUGACUCUUCGCAAGGAAUACGACGUGCUGGCCGAGAAGAUUACCAACAAUCGCAUGCUAAAGCCGCGGGACGAGCAGCGAGCCAACCUGGAAAAACUCAACGCGGAAAUCGCCGACCUGGAACAUGAAGGACAGGAAUACGAGCAAACUUGGGUGGAGCGUAGAGAGCAAUUCGAGAGCAUUGUGGCUGCAGGACAGCAAAUGCUUAGGGUCAUCAGGGGUGAAAAGGACGAGCCCGAGAAGGACGAGAACAUGGAGGAUGGCGAAGAGCGUGAGGAUGGCGAAGCUACUAAGGACAACAGCCGAAUGGGCACACCUGGGCUUGAUCUGGGCACAGAGGACGACGAACCUUCAUCAAAACGCAGCAGGGGGCCGUCGCAGGGGACGGGAGUCAACACACCCGCUCUAGGAGGAGACGCACAAACGCCUGAUGUUGGAGACACCGUGCCUGCGCCGGCAGAGAAAGCAAUCGACACAGACAUGAUGGAGGCUGCGGAGACACCACAACCUGCACUGGUCUCUGAGCUUGAAGAGGGAGAAGCUGCAGAAGAUUCGGUCGAGGAAGGAGAACACAUGGACGUGACCUAG